This is a messenger RNA of Cyphomyrmex costatus, 573 nucleotides long. RefSeq lists its product as uncharacterized. The record is from RefSeq and is a predicted model, not a curated record. The coding region runs from base 78 to 479 and encodes 133 amino acids. The transcript is spliced from 5 exons. NCBI's taxonomy places the organism in Eukaryota, Metazoa, Arthropoda, Insecta, Hymenoptera, Formicidae.
GAAACUGGCAGAGGGAAACGAAGGGUAAAAAAAAAGAUCCAAAAGAAUAUGCAAGCGAAUUCAGUGAUGAUUGCAGAAUGACGCCACCUCCUUCAGUGUCCAGUACAUUUGAUCAGUUAGAAGAUCGGUCGAGCCAAGUUGCUCAGACCUCAGUUGAAAAUACUGCGGAAAUCAGUGCUGAGAGAGAUAAUAUUUUACAGGCCUCCAAUAACUAUCAAGAAAAUCGGAUGGCCCAGUCAAAAAGCGACAAUAUCAUGGCCUCAGGCAGCAAUGAAUCAAGGACCGGAAAUAUGAUGAUUGAUGAAAUGCUUGAAGUCGCAGGGAAUGCAUCUCCAGUUCUGAUACAAAAUAAUUUUUUGGCACGAAACGUACUAUUCGAAGAUCUCCCAUCAGAUAGCGAAAAUAUUAUAAAAAUAUUGGAAAAUACUAUCCAUAUUAAGACACUAUUGCAGCAGCAAAAUGAAUUUCUUGCACAAUAGAAAAAUAAAAUAAUACCGAACAAUGAACUGUCAAGAUUGCUCACUGUCGGUGGCGAUCCAAAUAAUAAUGUUACUAUUAUUCCCAAAAAACCAU